AUGCCGUCAAAACGCAAACGCUCAGGUCCUGGCUUCAACCGAGACGCACCCAACAACUCCACCUUUAAACGCUCCAAACCGGCCUACAAUCAAGUCUAUCGUCUUUCAGCACGCAACAUUUCGGGUCCAGGGAUCUUUGUCACUUGCGUUCAAGGAAAAGAGCGAAAAGCAGCACUGCAGCUCAUCGAUCUGUUGAAUGAGGUGGCCGAUAGGCUGUAUCCUGAAGUUAAGCCCGAGCCGUUGCCGGAAACAAACAAUGCGGGUUCGAGCAAGGUGGAGGAGAAUGGCGGGGAGGAGCAAGAUAUGGACGCUUUACGAAACGGAUCUGUUCCACAACCCACCGAGCAACCUCGAGAGCCUGUCGUUGCCACAGUAGAGAUCAAAGGGAAGGAAAAGCAAGAGGACGAUAUCGCAGCGCAAAUAGCAGCCGAGCUUAAAGACAUCAAAUCUUCCGAACGCCGACGUCCCUCCACGAAUUCGAUGAGGUUUAAGAACAUCGAAACAGACACGGAAUGUUUCCUCUUCAUCUCCAUCUCUCCUCCAUUCGACCCUUACCUUUUGAUCUACACCAUCCUCUCUGAUGUCGAAGUCUCGGGCGAACCUGGAUCUCGAUUCGUCCAACGUUUGACACCCGUCACACAGACUUGCUCCGCAAAUGCAGAAGAUCUUACCACCCUAGCACGCACCAUUCUCCCUCACUUCUUCAGCACAAACGCAGAAGAGGCAAAAUCGUUCAAAAUCGACCCUCGUAUCCGAUCGCACAGCAAGUUGAAACGAAAUGACGUGAUUCAGAUCGUCGCAAGCAACAUUCCUACUGGUGCAGAAGGGGAGAGGAUUCACAAUGCAAACCUGAGCAAUCCGGAUUUGUGGAUUGUCGUGGAAGUAGUCAAAAACUCAGCAGCGAUUAGUGUCGUAAGAAAUUAUGAACGCUACAGGAAGAUGAAUCUGCAAAGUGUUGCAUUGGUGGCGAAUGAGGGAAAGGCGAAAGAGCACGAGGAGGGAAAGCGAAGUGGGGAGGGAAGAGUUGGCGCUAGUCUGGUUGGUAAAUCAGCUCCUGCAACAACAGUGGAAGGCGCAGAGGAGAAAAAGGAGCAAAAGGGUGACGAAAAAGAAGCUCCGGCAGCUACGACAACAGAGGAGGUGAGUCAAGCUCAACAAGACGAGCAAAAGCCAUCAGAAGAGGCAGCAGCAGAGCAAGAUCAGAUGGCCAACUUCAAGCUCUUCUGA
Molecule: messenger RNA, 1227 nt
Organism: Ustilago hordei
Lineage: Eukaryota; Fungi; Basidiomycota; Ustilaginomycetes; Ustilaginales; Ustilaginaceae
Exons: 1
Coding region: 1-1227 (408 amino acids)
Biological process (GO): tRNA modification
Molecular function (GO): RNA binding
Source: RefSeq, a predicted model, not a curated record